CGCAGGAAGGUACGCUACCUUGUUCCAUUCUUCCAACCUGAACCUAAUACACGGGUGCUUCACAGCGUUGACACUUGCAAUUUCGAGUAUUGUUAUGAGGGCUUCUCUUAAUUUGUUGGCUCUGGCUUUCCUUCUGUUGGACAUUGUUGGGCUAUCGAACGGUUUCCUUGUUCAUCCACCCAAACUCGGCGAAAAAUUCAACACCGUUUCCCUGAAGCAGGGAUCUAGACUUUGUAUGUCUGUGGAGACUGAGAAAGAAAAGAAUAAGGAAGAUGAAGGUGUAAUGGAAUUGUUUGACGAAGAACGGGUGAUGCAAGAGGAGCAACCGCAGACAGCCCCCUUUCUGAGUCAAGGCGAAAUUUCUCCAGAUGCUCUGAGCCCUGAUUUGUCCGACCCCAAAGAAACUCGCGUCAUUAUCUACAUGAUACUCUCUCUUCUUCCUGUUCUGUUCUUGAUUCCGCUCAUGUUGGGAUCUCGAGAUUUGAUUCCGUUAGAUGCCUUACCGCCGGUCGAGUUGUAGACUCUGACGUGGAUGAGCUUGAUGUGCUUCUACCGUUGAGUUGUCUAAAGAGAUCAAAAAGAUAUGUACCUUUGUAUUUUACGAUGUGGUUUUAAGUGGUGCGAGUCCCUAUGGGGAGUCUAAAGCUGGGCAAGCAUCGUCAAUUAAGGAUCCCCUUAAGAAAUUGCAUCUUUUAUUUGUCUUUUUUAACCUUCUUGAUGGCAUCGUCGAAGUUUUCUUCUUUAUCGGCAGCCUCGAACAUAUCAAACAUUUCACCAAGAUCCAAAUCAAGGCCCUCUUCGUUCUCGUUGUCUGGCUUAUCGGCAAACAAUUGCUUGGCAGUAUAAGCCCGGGAAAAUGCCGGGGCGGGAGCAAAAGCUUGAAUUCCCGACGCUAGGGACAAAAUCAGGAUAGUGAAUGCAGUUUUCAUCGUGCUUACCGGGUGAGGCUGUGUUCGGCAAGUUAAGAGUAAAAG
Molecule: messenger RNA, 974 nt
Organism: Phaeodactylum tricornutum CCAP 1055/1
Lineage: Eukaryota; Bacillariophyta; Bacillariophyceae; Surirellales; Neidiaceae
Exons: 1
Coding region: 95-520 (141 amino acids)
Source: RefSeq, a predicted model, not a curated record